Molecule: messenger RNA, 10868 nt
Organism: Gadus macrocephalus (Pacific cod)
Lineage: Eukaryota; Metazoa; Chordata; Actinopteri; Gadiformes; Gadidae
Gene: utrn
Product: utrophin
Biological process (GO): synaptic signaling
Cellular component (GO): plasma membrane
Molecular function (GO): zinc ion binding; protein binding
Source: RefSeq, a predicted model, not a curated record
CUUGUGUCGUUUGUGUGUGUGUGUGUGUGUGUGUGUGUGUGUGUGUGUGUGUGUGUGUGUGUGUGUGUGUGUGUGUGUGUGUGUGUGUGUGUGUGUGUGUGUGUGUGUGUGUGUGUGUGUGUGUGAGAGAGACUGCAAGAGAGGCAACACUGCAUCAGGCAGACAGAGUGAGAGACACACAAACCUAAGAGGACACGGGAGAGUACGAGAGACCCAUACAGGCAGAGAAGACAAACGGAGGCGGAUGGAAGCGCAGAAAGAGAGAUGAGGGAGGAAGACAUGCAGGUUCUGGAGGAGCGAGGGAGUAAGAGAGAGAGACCUAGGCAAUUAUCCAGAGACCUACAUGGAGAGGGUGAGAGAUGGAGAGACAAAGAGGGUGAGGGAGAGAUGUGGGGAGAGUGGAUGCCUAAAGCAGCGACGGGUGGAAACUUGAGUCGCGUCCUCUGGUUCCUCCAGCUGCCUCCAACCCUUCUUCACUCCUCUCUCUGCUCUGGGGGCAGUACAGUAGGCUGCAAGGGUGCAUGCAUUUCAUUCUCUGGGAAUCGCUGGUUAAUCUGGGUUAAGGGUUUGACCCGAGCCGGGCCGGACUUCCUGCCACCUCGACCGCAACAAGGAGAAGAAUGAAAACAAAACGCGUAGAGACAGCGCAACAACAACCUCUUUCUCUCGCUUAUCCAUUGGGCUGCUUCCCUCUUUUCUAUUCUUUCUUUUACCUUUCCCUCCCUCUUUUUCCCGUAGAUCCUUUGAUGUUCCUCCCUUUCUCUCUCGCUCCUGCAUUUUUCCUCUCCCCAACAUCACUUCCUCCCACUCCCUUAUUAAUUUCACUUUAUUAUUGGCUUUAUUUUGGACAUAUCUGCAGUUGGUUGGUUGUUUCAGGCUCACACACACACACACACACACACACACACACACACACACACACACACACACACACACACACACACACACACACACACACACACACACACACACACACACACACACACACACACACACACACACACACAGAGACCACAUUACUCCACACCACACACUCACACAUUGCAUACCACCUGUUACUUGGUGAGCCAAUUGGUGUUUCCCUUGUCCCCUUUCUCGCCCCCCUGCUAAGAGUCUCCAGAGGAAGUGUGUGUGUGUGUGUGUGUGUGACAGAGAUGUCACUGGAGUCAUGCCAGCCCACAGCAGCCCAAGUAAACAAACCCAGCGUGCUCAGCAAACGUUUUCUAACCUCCACUUCCUCUUCUCUAUACCCCCCCUCUCUCUUUUUCUCUCUUACCGUCACCUCCACCACUCUCUUCUCUUCCGCUUCCGUAUUAGCUGCUGUCUUUCUUGAUUCUUCUUUAUUUUUCAUGUUAUUAGCGAAAAUAGCAGCAUUCUAGCAUUGUCAUGAAUGCCAGUAAAUGGCUGCCCUGGAAGAAGCGUGCCCUUUUCAAGAGGAAAGGAAGGCAGGCUUGUGGUCCACUGAUGGAUGAGCAUGAUUCUGUACAGAAGAAAACUUUCACCAAAUGGCUGAAUGCACAGUUCGCCAAGGCUGGGAAGACGCCAAUCAAAGACAUGUUCUCCGACCUGAGAGAUGGACGGAAGCUUCUGGACCUGCUGGAGGGACUCACAGGCACUGCCCUGACCAAAGAGCGAGGGUCCACCCGGGUACAUGCCCUCAACAACGUCAACAAAGUGCUCCAGGUCUUGCAUCAGAGCAACGUGGACCUGGUCAACAUCGGUGGGACGGACAUAGUGGAUGGAAACCGUAAGCUGACCCUGGGCCUCAUCUGGAGUAUUAUCCUCCACUGGCAGGUGAAAGACAUCAUGAAGGACAUCAUGUCCAACCUGCAGCAGACCAACAGUGAGAAGAUCCUGCUGAGCUGGGUGCGCCAGUGCAGCGCCGCGCGCGCCGACGUCAACGUGCUCAACUUCACCACCAGCUGGGCCGACGGCCUGGCCUUCAACGCCAUCCUGCACCGCUUCAGACCCAACGUGUUCAGCUGGGAGCAGGUGGUCCGCAUGAGCCCCGUGGAGCGACUCGACCACGCCUUCACCGUCGCCAAAGACCAGCUGGCCGUGGACAGGCUCCUGGACCCAGAAGACGUGGCGGUGCAGCUGCCCGACAAGAAGUCCAUCAUCAUGUACGUGACGUCGCUGUUCGCCGUGCUGCCCCACGACGUCACCAUGGAGGCCAUCCGCGAGGUGGAGACCCUGCCCCGCCGCUACAAGAGCGAGGACGGCCCCCCCGCCGGCCUCGGCCCGCAGGGCCUGGGCUGGGCUCCGACGGAGCAGGCCGGGGCUGGCUCCGGCCUCUCGAUGGAGUACGGCGGCGAGGAGGUGGAGGUGGUGGUGGAGGAGGCGCUGGAGGAGGACGAGGAGGAGGAGGAGGAGGAGGAGGGGAUCCUGCAGGAGGUGGACCUGGACAGCUACCAGGCCACGCUGGAGGAGGUGCUGACCUGGCUGCUGUCGGCCGAGGACACGCUGCACAUGCAGGACGAGGUGUCGGACGACGUGGAGGAGGUCAAGGACCAGUUCCACACGCACGAGGCCUUCAUGAUGGAGCUGACGGCGCACCAGAGCAGCGUGGGUAAUGUGCUUCAGGCGGGCAACCAGCUGAUCGCCCAGGGCAACCUGGCGGUGGAGGAGGAGGACGAGAUCAGGGAGCAGAUGACCCUGCUGAACUCCCGCUGGGAGAGCCUCCGCGUGGCUAGCAUGGACCGGCAGGCCAGACUUCACGAGGUCCUGAUGGAUCUGCAGCAGCAGCAGUUGCAGCAGCUCUCUGAUUGGCUGACGCAGACGGAGGACCGCAUCAAGAAGAUGGAGUCGGAGCCGGUGGCGGGUGACGUGGACGGCUACAAGGAGCAGAUAGAGCUGCAUAAAGAGCUGCAGAAUGACCUGGAGGCGGAGCAGGUGAAGGUCAACUCUCUGACUCACAUGGUUGUGGUGGUGGAUGAGAACAGUGGCGAGAGCGCCACCGCUGCCCUGGAGGAGCAACUACAAUCCCUUGGGGAGCGCUGGGCGGCCGUGUGCCGCUGGACCGAGGAGCGCUGGCACAAGCUGCAAGAGGUCCUCCUGGUGUGGCAGCAGCUCCUGGAGGACCAGAGCUUCUUCAGCGCAUGGCUGACGGAGAAAGAGCAAGCAUUGGGUGAUGUCCAGACCAGCAGCUUUAAGGACCACAGUGAGAUGAACGCCAACGUGAGGAGGCUAGCGACCCUGAAGGAGGACAUGGAGCUGAAGCGGCGGACCCUGGACCAGCUGUCUGAGGCCGGGCAGGACGUGGAGUCGCUGCUGCGGAGCCCCGCCGCCGGGGCCACCAUCCAGGAGACCACCGAAGACCUGACCCUGAGAUGGGACAGCCUGGUCCAGACGCUGGAGGACUGCUCCUUCCAGGUAAUGGAGGCCGUGGCCAGCUCCGGGGGGACUGAGGUGGAAGGACAGUACGUUGUGGAUACGGUUGCCAUGGCAGCAGCAUCAUCAUCAUCAUCAUCAUCCUCGUUUGUCGACCAGGACUCGGCCCAGCCCGCUAAGAAAAGAAUGAUGGAGACCGAUUUGGAAGACAGACUGGAGCUGGAAGGUAACCUGUCUGCUCUGCUGAGCUGGAUGACGACGUGGACCUCCUCCGCCCAGACGCUGGGGUGUGUGCACACCAGUGCGCCGUGCGACCCCGCAGAGCUGCACGGCGACAUGAAGUCUCUGUUGUCCAAUCAACAGUCUCUGGAGCUGCAGUUGGCCUCCAAGGAGGCUCUGAUUGGCCAAGUGACUCAUGAGGGGCGGCGCCUGGUAGACCAGCUGGAAAGAGAGGGCGCGAGCGCCGACUCCCUGCGCUCGGACGUGGACCUGCUCCAGGCCCAGCGGGACGCCUGCUCCCGGGAGCUCCAGGCGGCCAGGGAGCGGGUGCGGGUCCAGAGCAGGCUGGGGGAGCUGGGGGAGGCCCUGGCGCUGGUGGACGGGGCCCUGGGGGAGCAGGACGGCUGGCUGCGGACCACCGGGGCCGACGGCCGGGAGCCCCCCGAUCAGGAAGGGCUCAACCUGCUCCACGCAGAGUGUCAGUCCCGAAUGGGACAGGUCGGCGAGCUCGGCACGCGAUUGGAGCAGCUGUCCACGGAGGCGGGCUCUCUGGGGGCCACGCCCGCACUCAGAGACACAUCGGUGGUGGUGUCGGCCCACCACUCCUCCACCCUCCAGCAGCUACGCCGCAGAGAGCAGGACCUGGACCAAGGGCUCCAAGCUCUGCUCAGACAGGCGGAGGAGGACCCCGUGGAGGCCCUGGAAGAGCGACUGGGCACGCUCAAAGACGGCGUCACCGACAUCCCCACCACUCAGAGCGCGGUGGAGCGGGCGCAGGUGCUGUGUUUAGAGAUAGAGCAAACCCAAAAGGCCUCGGAUCCAGCUGUGGCCUUGCGAUGGAGUCAGCUGUCCUCCAGGGCCAGGGAUGAGCUGAGCACGCUGCAGUGCACUGGAAGUUUGAAGGACAAUCAGGUGCGCAUGGUGGAGGUGGAGCGAUGGCUGGACGCUGUACAGGAACUGAUGUCACAGGACGCCAAAGCAGGCGAGGCGGAGAGGCUACAGGAAGAGCUGAACCAAUGCAAGUGGCGCCACCUGGUGGGCUGCAGGGGCUUCGACCGGGCCGUGGAGGAGUGGCGCCAGUUCCACUGUGACCUGAACGACCUCGGCCAGUGGCUCCGGGACACGGAGGGCCUGAUCGCCGAGGGCACGGGGCCCGACGGACAGCUGGACCUGGACACGGCCGCGCUACACCAGCAGGAGCUGGAGGAAGGCCUCGCCAGCCACCAGCCCGACCUGGCCGUGCUGUCCCGCACGGGGGAGCACAUCAUCGGGCAGCUGUCGGGCCCCGACGGGCCCCUGCUGCAGGACAAGCUGGAGGUCCUGGGCCAGCGCUGGAGGGCCGUCAGCCACCAGGUGCUGGAGCGGAGGAGGAGGUUGGCUGAAGGUGACUCGGGCGCUCUGGCAGAGCUGGUGAGGAGGAGCGGGGAGCUCUCCCAUUGGCUGCAGGAGGCUGAGCAUGCGGCCACCUCACUUCCUGAUGGGGCCGCCACGGACAGAAACCUCCAAGAACUUAAGGCCCUGGCUGAGGAGAUGGACGUGCAGAACGAGAGCCUGGCCUGGCUCAACAAGCAUGGUCCUCCCAUCCUGGCCAAUCCCAUCAUGGGCCCCCAGGAGAGGGACAUGCACGUCGCCAAGCUGAGGGCCAUCAACCUCAGCUGGAGCAAGGUGACCCGUGAUUUGAUGGACAAGGCCGGGGAGGUGGAGACUAACAUGCAAGGCCACGCGGUCUUCCAGGACCGCAUGAACCGCCUGACGGACUGGGUCCAGGUCACGCACCAGACCAUCGCGGCCCGAGGCGUCAGCCCCGUCCAGGCGCAGGAGCUAGAGACCUCUAUGAAGGAGCGGAAGAGAGACCUGGAAGACCUGUUGGCUCGCUCCAUAGAGCUGCAGCGGCGACAGCAGCUCCUGCCUCAAGAAAAGGUCAAGGUGGAGCAGCUGGCUUCUGAUUGGAAGGCUCUGGACGUGCGGCUGCGGGAGUCCCUCCAGGCUCCGCCUCCCAGCUCAGCGUGGAUGCAGCAUCACAGCAUGGUCCAGCACCAGCAGCUCGUGUCCUCGGUCCCGUCGGCGUCCCGUCCCGUCCUGGCGGGCGAGGGCCCCCGCCACCAGGCCCCGCCCCACGGCGUGGACACGGUGGCGCCCACCGACCUGAACGUGACGGCCACGGAGCUGGCCGACUGGCUGCUGCUCAUCAGCCAGAUGCUCAAGUCCAACAUCGUGACCGUGGGCGACACGGAGGAGAUCCGGGCCACCAUCCGCCGCCUGCAGGUGACCAAGAGCGACUUGGAGCAGCGCCAUCCACAGCUGGAGGACAUCUUCACCCUGGCACAGAACAUCAAGAACAAGACCUCCAAUCUGGACGUGCGCACGUCCAUCACUGAGAAACUGGAGAAGGUGCGUAGCCAGUGGGACGGCACACAGCACGGUGUGGAGGCCAGGCUUCGGCAGCUGGACAACAUGAUUGGCCACAGCGACCAGUGGGAGGAGCAGAGAGUGGAGGUGGCGUCUGUGAUUGGUCACAACGAGGGCCGCUACCAUAGCCUGCUGCAGCACUCCAGGGAGUCACUGACGAAACAACUGACCGAUAAUAAGGCCUUCCUGCAGGACCUGGGUCGAGGCCAGGCCAGCGUGGCAAGCUUCAACGAUCUGUCCAAUCAACUGCUCCGGGAGUAUUCCAUCGACGACACCAGGCGGAUCAAAGAGGUUGCGGACAAACACAACGCCGCCUGGAACGGCAUCAACAACAGGGCGAGCGACCGGCAGGCCCAGCUGGACUGUGAGCUGAAGGGCCUGCAGGGGUCCCUCCGGGAGCUGGAGGCCUUCCUCAAGUGGCUCCAGGAGGCGGAGACCACCGUCAACGUCCUGGCCGACGCCUCGCAGAGGGAGGAGCUCUCCCAGGACCCCGCCCACCUGAAGGAGCUCAGAGCACAGCACGAGGACAUCCAGGCUGAGAUCGAUGCCCACAACGACAUCUACCGCAGCGUGGAGGGGAACAAGUCCAAGAUGGUCAAGGCCCUGGGCAGCUCGGAGGAGGCGGUGUUCCUCCAGCACCGCCUGGACGACAUGAACCACCGCUGGAGCGACCUCAAGACCAAGUCGGCCAACAUCCGGACCCACCUGGAGGCCAGUGCCGAGCGGUGGUCCCGCCUGCUGGGCCUGCUGGAGGAGCUGUGGCGCUGGAUCUGUGCCAAGGACGAGGACCUGGCCAAGCAGAUGCCCAUCGGGGGGGACGUGCCCACCCUGCUGCAGCAGCAGAACCACUGCACGGCGCUGCUGUCCGAGCUGAAGGAGCGAGAGCACCUGGUGAUCACCACCCUGGACCAGGCACGCACGUUCCUGGCCGACCAGCCCAUCGAGGGGCCCGCCGAGCCCCGCAGGAACCUGCAGCCCAAGACAGACCUCACCCCCGAGGAGAAGGCCCGCGGCGUGGCCCGGGCCAUCCGCAAGCAGACGGGCGAGGUGCGGGAGCGCUGGGAGCGGCUGACGGGCCACGUGGGCGGCUGGCAGAGCCAGGUGGAGCGCGCCCUGGAGCGGCUGACGGAGCUGCAGAGCUCCAUGGACCAGCUGGACCUGCGGCUGACCCGCGCCGAGGAGGCCAAGGAGGGCUGGCAGCCUGUGGGGGACCUGCUCAUCGACUCCCUGCAGGACCACAUCGAGAGGACCACCGCCUUCCAGGAGGAGGUGGCCCCUUUGAGGCAGGACGUGCACGUGGUCAACGAGCUGUCAGCUGACCUCACCCCGCUAGACGUGCAGCUGUCCUCCACCGCCUCGCGCCAGCUCGACCAGCUCAACAUGCGCUGGAAGCUCCUACAGGUGGCAGUGGAGGAGAGACUGAAGCUCCUUCAGGAAGCGCAUCGAGAUUUCGGACCCUCCUCCCAACACUUCCUGUCCACAUCGGUAGAGCUGCCCUGGCAACGAGCAGUGUCUCAAAACAAGGUCCCCUAUUACAUCAACCAUCAGACACAGACCACCUGCUGGGACCACCCGAAGAUGACAGAACUGUACCAUUCACUAGCUGACCUGAACAACGUGAGGUUCUCUGCUUACCGGACGGCCAUGAAGAUCCGUAGGCUCCAGAAGGCCCUGUGCUUGGACCUGCUGGAGCUGGGCGUGGCCCAGAGCACCUUCGAGCAGCACAAGCUGACCAAGAACAGCCAGCAGCUCGCGGUGCCUGACGUCAUCAACUGCCUGACGUCGGUGUACCACGGCCUGGAGCAGCAGCACAAAGACCUGGUCAACGUGCCGCUCUGCGUCGACAUGUGCCUCAACUGGCUGCUCAACGUCUUCGACACCGGUCGCAGUGGGAAGAUCCGCGUCCUCUCCAUGAAGAUCGGGCUGCUCUCCCUCUCCAAGGGCCACCUGGAGGAGAAGUACAAGUACCUGUUCAACCAGGUGUCGUCGGCGGGGGACACGUGUGACCAGAGGCAGCUGGGCCUCCUGCUGCACGACGCCAUCCAGGUCCCGCGGCAGCUGGGCGAGGUGGCCGCCUUCGGGGGCUCCAACAUCGAGCCCAGCGUCCGCAGCUGCUUCCAGCACGUGGGUAACAAGGUGGAGCUGGAGCCCAGGCAGUUUGUGGACUGGAUGCGCAUGGAGCCGCAGUCCAUGGUGUGGCUGCCCGUGCUGCACCGCGUGGCCGCCGCCGAGACGGCCAAGCACCAGGCCAAGUGCAACAUCUGCAAGGAGUGUCCCAUCGUGGGCUUCAGGUAUCGCAGUCUGAAACACUUCAACUAUGACGUGUGUCAGAGCUGCUUCUUCUCCGGGCGAACCGCCAAGGGCCACAAGCUCAACUACCCAAUGGUGGAGUACUGCACGCCGACCACGUCGGGAGAGGACAUGCGUGACUUCACCAAGGUGCUGAAGAACAAGUUCCGCUCCAAGAAGUACUUUGCCAAGCACCCGCGGCUGGGCUACCUCCCUGUGCAGACAGUGCUGGAGGGAGACAACAUGGAGACUCCUGUCACCCUCAUCAGCAUGUGUCCGGAGCAGUACGAGCUGUCCCAGUCACCGCAGCUCUCUCAUGACGACACCCAUUCCCGGAUAGAGCAGUAUGCCAGCAGAUUGGCCCAGAUGGAGCGCUCCAACGGCUCUUUGCCAACUGACAGCAGCUCAGCGACAGGAAGCAUGGAUGACGAGCACGCCCUGAUCCUGCAGUACUGUCAGACCCUCGGCGGGGAGGGGGGCUCCCCCAGCAGCCAGCCCCAGAGCCCCGCCCAGAUCCUGCAGGCGGUGGAGCGGGAGGAGCGGGGGGAGCUGGGGCGUGUCAUCGCCCGGCUGGAGGAGGACCAGAGGACCCUGCAGAGGGAGUACGAGCAGCUGAAGGAGCAGCACGGCGGGCAGCGGGGCCCGGCCCCCGGGGGCCACUGGGACGCCGACAGCCCCCCCGCCCCGGGCCCCCCCGGGGAGGCGGACCUGCUGGCGGAGGCCAAGCUGCUCCGUCAGCACAAGGGCCGGCUGGAGGCCCGCAUGCACAUCCUGGAGGAGCACAACAAACAGCUGGAGUCCCAGCUGCACCGCCUGAGACAGCUGCUGCACCACCCGCCCGAGGGAGACUCGAGGGUGAAUGGGGUCUCUUCUCCCAGUGUACAGGACCGAGGACAACUUAAUGAAAACUCAGAAGAGCUUCUAGACCCCCAGGACAGCAGCUCUGACCUUGCAGAAGUGAUGGAGCAGAUAAACAACAGCUUCCCUGCAUGCAGUCCCUCAAGCCUCUCCUCCAGACCACAGGUGAUGUGAGGGCAGCCACCUAGAGGGGAGAGUGCGUGCGUGCGUGCGCGCACGCGUGUGUGUAGUGUUUGUGUGUGUUGGCGAAAGGCGAUUGAAGUGUGACUUUGGAAAAAGGCCGUAACUCUCCCGAACACGCCGACCUCCUCUCCAUCUCCGCGCCUCGGCUCCGUACUGAAGGAGUAGGUGGAGCUUCAGGCCCCGCCCCCACAAGCCCCGAGAACCAAUACCAAGUUAGAGAUUCUGCACCCAGAAACCCAAAGACACACAGGACCAGAGAACUGCUAUCCCCUAUGUUGUUGUGUACUAUGCAAUACUUGUACAUUUGAUAAAACUGUGGAGUGAACCUGAAGUUGGCCUAACAUUUCUAUGGGAUUUGUACGCAUAUUCCGAUGAUAUCCUAGGUUUGGGGUUUGUAUAGAAAAAUAUGUUUUUCUUUUUCUUGUUUUCACUGGGAAUCAAAUUGUUACAUUGUCCAUCUUUUUAAUUCUGUGUGUUUGGCCUCCCCCCUUUCUGCCCCGCUUACCCAUUACUGUCACACUGUUGAGGUUCAUGUUCCAAGUUUGGGAGUACAAUUCUUUAUGACGAGUGAGACCAACCCUUCAUUACAAUCAUGUAUUUACCCUGUGUGAAGCUCCGCAAACUGUUUUCUCUAUUUUAUUUUUCUAUGACUUGGGUAUCGAUGGCUGAUCGUGGCGCAUGUUGAUGUCAGAGUUCCCCUUUAAUUCCUCGGUGUGACCGUUGCUAUCGCCGUAGCGUCCGCGUAUUUUGUUGAACUCGCGCCCCUCCUGUGCCUAUACAGUUGUCAUUCCAAGUGUGGAAGACUUAGAUGCUGACAUUAAAGUGGGAAUGUGUACAAAGUGAAGAGGUUUUAUGGAAGAAUAUAGAUUUAAUUUGAACCUUAAAUGUUGAAUAAGGGUUUUCAACCGGCCCCUAACUCACCAUGUAGAGCAGUUUUAUAUGAAAAUAAAAUUACAUAAAGUCUAUGUUUGAAAAAUCAGAACGAAAGCCAUGAUUGCCUUGCUACCUCAGAAUCACUGACACAGUUUUGUCUGCGUGGUCCGUGACAUAGUUUCCUUUGACCAACCAGCGCUAGACGCAGAACACCCCCCUCGCAUUAGCAUUCCAAGCUCGUGCUCACUGUAUCGAUGUACACUGCAACAACAACAACAUCGUUCGUUAUUACUGUAUCGUCACAAUGGUUCGGUGGCCUGCUGAAGCUAACAACCCUUCAUCCCGCGUGAGGAGUGACACAUUUUUGGCGUUUUUAAUUCCACUGGCAAAUUAAGCACUGUAUUCCUCACAUUGUUGUGUCGUUGUGUUGUGCUACAUGCUAUCCUGUAAAAAAAAGAAAGAAGAAAACGUGUGAGGUUUAACAACACUACUAUGUCUUCUCCUCCGACCGUGGACAGAGGAACGAGGCGACGACGAUGAUGUUUAUGAUGAGUGUGUCGAUGUGGUAGCGUUUAUAAUCUUGAACAAAAAGCGAACCAUUGCAGAACUGUGUCGUUUUCGCCUGAGGUAUGUAGAAUAGAUUCACCACACUACGUGUAAUAUGGCUACAUUGUUUUAUUCUGAAUAAAAUUUUUAUAACAAGUUAA